AUGGCGGCUGGCUUUUACGUCUGCAAAAGGAAUAAAGAAGUUGUUUCAGGAAGUGAAUUAAGAAAUUUUAGAGUUCAAUGUGAUACAGAAGUUGAAGUCAUGAAGAAUAUGUACGCAGGAAUGAUUAAGUAUCGCUUGGAGAAAGCUGGUCAACGAAGAAUAUUGUUCAAUCAAGUUGAAGAUAUUCUCUAUGAAAUUUUUUCGAGAUAUCUUCCUGCUACUUUUAUUCAUGGAAUGUUUUUCUAUUUUAGUAACUUUGAAUUGAGUAAAUUGGUGGAAAUUGAGUAA
This is a messenger RNA of Cotesia congregata, 288 nucleotides long. NCBI's taxonomy places the organism in Eukaryota, Metazoa, Arthropoda, Insecta, Hymenoptera, Braconidae. The record is from the annotation of a GenBank genome assembly.